GUGCGCGACCACCCAAUUUAAAACACACACACACUCACACAAACUGAAUUGGAAACACUGACACGGGUGAGGAGGCAGCACAGCAUGGACGCGUCGACGAGCUCCAGCCAAUCAGAGUGCAUCUCCAGCCAGCCCGUGGCCAACACACCACGCCCACUGCAAUGUGCAGACGAGGCCCCGCCCCUUCGCUCUGUUACAGCAAAGGACAAAGACUCAUCGGUGGCCCCUCCCCCUGGGUGCGCCUCCAAGCAUCCACUUCCUGUUUCAUCCACAAGCACUCGCCAUCCCCAUCACCAGCAUCUCUCCCCCAAUAAUAGCUCCGCCUCCUUCAAGGUGGACGCCGCCCACAUCAAAGAAGUAGCAGGAGAUGACUGCUGCGUUCACUGUCUGCUGGCGUGCUUGUUCUGCGAGCUGCUGUCCAUGUGCUCGGCCGUGGGGGCGUGUCUACCGUGCACAGGGGGUGUGGCCUGCUGCUGCGCCGCCGCCAACGACUGCUGCCGCUGCUGCUGCGUGGAGGCGUGUCAGUCGUCGUGGGACUGCGGGAUGCUGGGGGAAUGCUGCAACUCGGCCGACUGCUUGGAGAUUUGUCUGGAAUGUUGCUCCAUCUGCUUCCCAUCUUAGGUAGACAUCAUCACCACGUCGGCCAUGUUUGCAGGACCUCCAUGUGUGUGAUUGACAGCACAGGAAGAGGCGGGGCUAGGACAAAAAGUGCGCGUCAGAGGAAGGGAGCUCCAGACAGGAAGCGAGUUGUUGCCGCCCCCUGCUGGCGAGUAAUUGUAAAAACGUUCCACUAAAUCAAUUGUAAACACUUUAUUUCUAUAUAAAAGUUAUAUAUUUG
Nerophis ophidion (straightnose pipefish) is the source of this 838-nucleotide messenger RNA. RefSeq lists its product as uncharacterized. The coding region runs from base 85 to 621 and encodes 178 amino acids. NCBI's taxonomy places the organism in Eukaryota, Metazoa, Chordata, Actinopteri, Syngnathiformes, Syngnathidae. The record is from RefSeq and is a predicted model, not a curated record. The transcript is spliced from 4 exons.